UAUUCACUCGAUUAGGUUCUCUCUUCUUCCGAUCUCUCUUCGUCGUUCAUUUAGUGAGUAAAAAGCUACCCUCGAUUCAGAUAAUCUGGCAUGAGAACAAACCUGUCUUAACCCUCGAUUUCCACUCUCUCUCCUCCACUCUCGCCACCGCCGGCGCCGAUUUCGACAUUAAGUUUUGGUCAAUAAAACCAGCAGGAACACAGAAGAAGCUACCCGUAGUUACCUAUCUUAGUAGCCUGUCUCACCAUACUACUGCAGUGAAUGUUAUUCGUUUCUCUUCUUCUGUAGUUAAGGAGAGGUUUUCGUUCUUUUUGUAGUUGCCGCCGUUGCUCUCACUCUCUGGUUCCUUGCAGAUGAAAAUCUUAGAGGCCAAUGCUGGUGUGCUCACGAAUUUCGAGGUCCUUGAUUUCUUACGAGCUAAAGGAGCUUCAGAAGAUCCAAAUAGAGUUAUUGCCAAAGUAGCACAGUCUGAAUACAAGGUUUAUGAUUAUCUGGUUAACACUGCUGCCGCUGAUCUAACAAGAGAGAACAUCAACGAGUUCUUGACAGGUGUUAAACAGCAUGACCUGGCAAAAGCUGAGAUUCUGAACAUAUUGAACAUUAGGCCAGUUGCUUCCGUUGGAAUAUACCCUAUCUUAGAGAAUUGUGAGGAACGUUUCCCAGAUGAAGAGGUCACUGAAAUGGUAGAGCUGGUGAAGAAAACAAUGCCGCCACCGCCUGUGAAAAUGAAGCCGGAAGAAAUCACAAAGGGUAAUGAAGAAACUGCAACAGCGAAACAUGAAAAAGGUAAUGAGAAUAGUCAAGACCAAAAUGAAGGUGGAGAACAAAUGGAAACAAGUUGAGAUCCUAGUUGUAACCGUAGUAUGUAUUUUAUGAGUAGCGCAAGAGGACCUCAAGGAGUAGUUGGAUAGUAAUUUUAUUUUAUAACUUGUAGUUUUUCCCAAUUUUUUAAUAAUAUUAUAUUUUAUUAUUUGCUUUUUUUUUUUGGUACAAAAUUAUAUCUCACUUUCCUUAUGUUCUGGUCAAAUUAGGUCCAUUUGAAAUUUUCU
Molecule: messenger RNA, 1049 nt
Organism: Gastrolobium bilobum
Lineage: Eukaryota; Viridiplantae; Streptophyta; Magnoliopsida; Fabales; Fabaceae
Exons: 6
Coding region: 354-842 (162 amino acids)
Biological process (GO): transcription initiation at RNA polymerase III promoter
Cellular component (GO): RNA polymerase III complex
Molecular function (GO): nucleotide binding
Source: RefSeq, a predicted model, not a curated record